Arabidopsis lyrata subsp. lyrata is the source of this 917-nucleotide messenger RNA. RefSeq names its product ADP-ribosylation factor 1. Gene Ontology annotation, cellular component: Golgi apparatus; cytoplasm. Gene Ontology annotation, biological process: intracellular protein transport; vesicle-mediated transport. The record is from RefSeq and is a predicted model, not a curated record. Gene Ontology annotation, molecular function: GTP binding; GTPase activity. Bases 104 to 652 code for a protein of 182 amino acids. The transcript has 7 exons. Lineage: Eukaryota; Viridiplantae; Streptophyta; Magnoliopsida; Brassicales; Brassicaceae.
CGUCUUCCAUUGUCUUCUCCUCUCUGUGAAGAGAGCUCAAUGGUCGAAGAGACGAAUCUUUCUUAGAUCGUAUGAUCUGAUUCCGAUCAGAAGAAACAAGAAGAUGGGAAUCGUGUUCACGAAGUUGUUCUCUUCCGUAUUUGGGAACAAAGAAGCUCGUAUCCUCGUCCUCGGCCUCGACAAUGCCGGAAAAACCACAAUCCUCUAUCGGCUUCAAAUGGGAGAGGUAGUCUCCACGAUUCCGACUAUUGGAUUUAACGUCGAGACAGUGCAGUACAACAAUAUCAAGUUUCAGGUCUGGGAUUUAGGUGGACAAACGAGCAUAAGGCCAUAUUGGAGAUGCUAUUUCCCAAAUACACAAGCAGUGAUUUAUGUUGUUGAUUCGAGUGAUACAGAUAGAAUCGGAGUGGCGAAAGAGGAGUUCCAUGCAAUUUUGGAGGAAGAGGAACUGAAAGGUGCAAUGGUUCUUAUAUUUGCAAACAAGCAGGAUCUACCAGGUGCACUCGACGAUGCAGCUGUGACAGAGGCCUUGGAGUUGCACAAGAUAAAGAGCCGUCAAUGGGCAAUCUUCAAAACUUGUGCUGUGAAAGGGGAAGGACUUUUCGAGGGCUUAGACUGGUUGAGUAAUACCUUGAAAUCAGGGAGUGGCUAACAUCAUCUCUCACCACAAAGCAGGAGUGUGUAAUCAUCUUCCCUAGUGCUAGUUUUGCAUUCUUGGUCCACAGAGUUGAUAGCUUAUCAAUUAUAGACAAUAAUAUCUAGUUCAAUACCGACCCCCUGUGAGCAUUUGUAACUCGAUACUAACCCAUAAGGAUUACUAAAAUACACCUUAUUUCCUUCUUGUUCUGCAGUUCUGCUUUCUCUCUCUAAACUUGAGUCACUUUGUAUUAUCAUUUCCCAACUAAUGUUUUCUUAUA